UCAAGGAGUUACAUGCGAAGCGCGUACAGUCGUUACGAAAGGAAUUGGAUUAUCUUAAGGCAACGGAGUGGAGAUAUCAACCAAUAGAUCGGUACCUAGAUAGGAGCCAAAGAAGUUAGACACAAUGGCUUUGAUGGUCACCUGGAGCCUGAUUCAAUAUAUCAUAAUGUAUGUGAAAAAAUAUUCGGAAAAAACUGAGAUCGAAGAUAUAGACAAAGUUAUAUCUCGUAUAGAACGCGCGAGAGAUGAAGAAACUGCGGAAGAAGAAACGGUGGACAAAGAAGGAUGUUAUUACAAAACAGGAUGCAUCACCCGUGUUACCCUGGAUCAUGUCCUGAUAGAUGAUCGCUACGCGUAUGAGAAAAAUGACAAUUUAAGCAGCAAUCUGAAUAUAGGCGAUAAUGUUCACUAUUUGGCAUUACUGCGGGAAGCAAAGCUAAAAGUAGUAAAGAUUAUCGAUGUGAUUGAUGGUGAAUCCUGGGAUAGCCCACAAUGUAUAUCGAGAAACGAUGAGAGCAGCCAACACAGCAACAUGAUACAAAGAAGCUUGAUCGCCAGAGUGACGGGACGCGAGGGCCGUGUCAUCAUCAUUGAACCGAACAAUAUUCACAUCAACUUGAAUAAAAUACAAUCCGAAUUCAUUCCUCUCAUCGGUGACUGGAUAACUGUGGAGUCUUUGGUUGAAGUAAACGAAUCUUCUCCGGAUCUGUGCGGUGAGAUCUUGGAAGUAGAUAAAAUCAAGCCACUGCGAUCCAAACUGGAUGUAGGUGUGAUAACCAAGUAUGAUUCGCUGAAUCAAGUAGGAGUAAUCGAUAAGAAUGUGAUAUUUCAUAAAAGCGCGUGCGAACCGGGUUAUAUUCCUCGUGUCAAUGACAAAGUGGUGAGCGAUAGCAUAGAGAGUGAUCAGGGAAUACACAGAUGGAGGUCAUUAACCGUAGUGCCGUUAAUCCUGGCAGAAGACAAAACUUCUCAUUGGUCAUCCGUAAGCAGUUUUUAUUCCAAACUGUCGGACACAAAUGACUUGUUAAAGAAUAAAAACGGUAUUGUCAUAGACGACGAGUUGAAGUUCAAUUUGGAUAUAGAAGAAGAGGGUACCUUGACGGUUGCGAUACGUAAUACUAGCAGCGAUGCUCACGUGUUGCGAGAGAGUCGCUUCGUGCCGCAGAAAACUCCGUCUCAGUUAACAGUGAUCACAUCGCCGACGGAUAUGUGUGCUAGUACGUUAGUAAUAAAUCCCGCUGAAAGCGCUUCAUGCACGUUCAAGUGUAAAGCAAAAUUCGUCGGUAGAUCCGAGGAGCUGUAUAUCUUUAACUUCGAAGACUUCAAGAUCGGUAGAUUGUUUCAUAUAACUGUCAAUGCGAGAAACCUUUCACAAAACGCGCCUUCCGCGUCCGUCGCGCUAAAGGGCCGACGGAAAGUCAACUUUGACAAUUUGAAUGAAGAAGAGGACGUACUGACAUAUAUUCCUGGAGUGAGACCGUUUAAACCGCCUGCUUUCGUUAAAGUACGUAACGGAGUCUUCAAGGUGCCGCGAUACAUUUGGAACGUGAUCUCGAACAAUGUGCAGAAUGACAAAUCGCAGAUAGAGUGUGAAAUCGCACUGUCGGAUGAAAUACCGUGUCUUCUGAAACAACUGACCUUUGAUACGUACAAGGAACGUUUCCACAUUUUGUUGUAUCUGGAGGAGAUAGCUCAGACGCUCAACAUUCAACAAUACGACAUGAAAGGCGCGACCAUGCGACGGUGCGGAGAUUAUCUUGUGCUAGAAGUGCCGGGGCUAGCAGAAAAACGGCCCUCCUUGCUGGUCGGUGAUAGAGCCGUGGUAUCCUUUGAGUGGGAUACGUCUCAAGGAAAACUGAAAUACGAGGGCUACAUCCACAAAGUCGGGAGCAACGAGAUUUUCCUCAAAUUUAACAUGCAGUUUCACAGUGAUUACAACAACGAAGCUUGCGAAGUGACAUUUAAGUGUUCACAGACCACGCUUCAGCGUUGCCACAACGCUGUUAAUUUGGCCCUCAAUCGUCUCGGGCCUGAUAUUCUGUUUCCUACCAAAGUAGUGGAGAAGGAGCCGCAGUUUCACUUGGAGGAAUACGAAGUCGAGGAGAAACCCGUUCGUUUCAUGCGAAUCGGUAACAGAGCAAACGAAUCCAUGUCAUCCGCCGGUUCCUCUAACAGUAUCGCUUCUGGCAGCGAAACGUCCGUUGAGAGUACAGUCUCCAGGACGUCUCCAAGAAUGUCGGUGGUAGAGAGGCUUUUCAACGUUAAGCUUAUCGAAGGGUCGCCCGAAGUGAUCGCGAAGACCGCGGAAACGCAAUCGACGAAUCUCAAAACGAAUUUAACGAGUUGCAAUAAUGAAACUAAUAUCGCAGUCAAUAACGCAGUUACGAAGAAAGCAGGUGAAGAAACUACCCAGAACGACGAAUUGCAACCCUAUAUCAACCAGAUAAAAAGGCGCAAAUUAAAUUGGUACAAUAAGAAUUUGAACUAUUACCAAAGGGAAGCUGUGAGGAACAUACUGAAGGGAUUAGCACGUUCGCUACCCUAUGUGAUAUUCGGUCCGCCCGGAACGGGCAAGACAAUAACACUUUGCGAGACGAUCCUGCAACUUUUCACCGUGAUACCCGAGAGCAGACUUUUAGUGGCCACACCGUCGAAUAGCUCGGCGAAUUUAAUCGCGGAACGUUUGCUGGACAACGACGUACUGAAGCCUGGUGACCUGGUGCGAUUAAUCGCUCAUCAUUGCUUGUACGAUAAUUCUAUACCCGCGCGAUUGCUGCCUUACUGCGCAACAGCGGAGUUGGGAGAGGAACGAAGAGGGCAUGACGAGAGAGUGCGUUGCGACAGUCCAGGAAAGGGGCCCAGACUGAAUUGUACCAUGUCUGUGCUGGGUCGUCAUCGAAUCACCAUCGGCACCUGCAGCACUUUGGGACUAUUGUACAAUAUGGGUUUCCCACGUGGUCACUUUUCUCAUAUCCUGGUGGACGAGGCGGGACAAGCGACCGAGCCGGAGAUCAUGAUACCGUUGAACUUCAUUCAUUCCGAUGAGGGCCAAGUGGUUCUCGUGGGCGACCCGAUGCAGCUCGGACCGGUAGUGCAGAGCAAACUAGCUAUGCGCUUUGGAUUAGGCGAGUCGUUCCUGUCGAGGGUACUGCAUCAGUUCCCGUACCAGAGAGACGACGAAGGUUUCGAGAAUUAUUACGAUCCGAGACUCGUCACGCAGCUCCUCAUAAAUUAUCGCAGUUUACCCGAGAUAUUGGAGCUGUCAAAUUCAUUGUUUUACCACUCGGAAUUGCUGCCGCAAAUAUCGUCUAAGAAGAGCCAGGAAGCUAAGCUCUUAGAAACACUGAGAGCGGAGUUGCCCGAGAGGAACGGAUCACCGCCGGCUAUCGUCUUCCACGGGGUCGAUGGCGAGAACCUUAGAGAUUCCGAAAGCCCGAGCUGGUACAAUCCUCAGGAAGCGACACAAGUGUACCUCUACUUGUUGAAAUUGUACAAGUAUGGACUCGAGCCGGAUGACAUAGGAAUUAUAACUCCUUAUCAAAAGCAGGUCAUGCAGAUCAGAGACCUGCUGUUUGAGUUAGAUCUCAAAAUACCGAAAGUUAGCAGCGUGGAAGGAUUUCAAGGGCAAGAAAGGAAAGUGAUUAUUCUCUCGGCUGUCAGGUCGUGCAAUAAUUUAAUCGACGAAGACAUUAAGCACGCUCUGGGAUUCGUCGCUUCGCCAAAAAGACUCAACGUUGCGAUCACUCGCGCUCGCGCUCUGCUGAUCAUUCUCGGAAAUCCCAAAUUACUCUCCAUGGAUCCACAUUGGAGGAGUGUUUUGAUACACUGUAUGAAUCGUGGUGCAUACACGGGAUGUAAUUUUCAACACGAUUUCUGCAUAAACAAAGUUUCUUAACUACAAAG
Dinoponera quadriceps is the source of this 3903-nucleotide messenger RNA. RefSeq names its product probable RNA helicase armi (gene armi). Lineage: Eukaryota; Metazoa; Arthropoda; Insecta; Hymenoptera; Formicidae. Gene Ontology annotation, molecular function: helicase activity. The record is from RefSeq and is a predicted model, not a curated record. The coding region runs from base 125 to 3895 and encodes 1256 amino acids. The transcript is spliced from 7 exons.